AUGUCGAAUCGCUUCUCAGUCUACUCCACCCAGUCGGCUGGGAUGCCGGGCGCUCGUCCGACCCCUCAGUCCGGCGGUCAAAUGUCAACGACAACCUUGUUAAAUGCGUUGCACGCCUAUUACAAUUCGGGGCAACCGUAUCAGCUCGACGCGGGCACCAGUUUGGCCGUCAAUACUUGGGUUACUGCUACUCAACCCACUCCGGAUGGUCACGAGGGUGGCAUCAUUGAUCGGGAAUUGCCUGUCCGAGCAUGGGAACAUGCGAGGAGAAGAGCAGAGGAUGGCUGUAUCGUCUUAAGCUCGACCCAUCAGUCAACCCCAUCUCUUCUAGAGCCUUUCCUCACCGCAUUGCCUCUUUCCACACCCAGUAUCACUUUCACCGCACUCGCCGCGCUCCGACCUUUCUUCUCCGCCGUCACAUCCUUCAAUCCGUCCUACUCCCUCUACUCCGCCUUCUCCGCUUGCUACACCUUGACGCUGAAGGGCGAUAUCACGGGGCUUUCUCUGGCGCUCUCGACCUCGGGUAUCAAUGUGCAAAAGGGCUUCCUCGACAUCCCCUCUGAGCCGGGGUAUCGUGCAUUCGAUGUGUUUUAUUAUCUUCUAACCGCGGCCUCGACGCCAGCAGAGCGAGAGUUCCUGGAUCUGAAGGAGCCCUCCGCGUAUGCGUUGCUCAGUAAAUCGGGCACGUACUCGCCUCCCUCGUAUCUCCCCACCGCUGACGAUGCCGCCUCCGCCGAGGAUUUCCGCGCUGCGCUGAAGGCAAUUGGUAUCAAAGGAGCCGCUCAGCGAGGCCUGCUCUCGGUGCUUGCCGGUCUGCUGAAGUUGGGGAAUGCGGCGGGCUUUUUGGUGGAUCAGGAGGAUCUCGAGGAAGCCUGCGAGGAUGUCGGGGGCUUGCUGGGACUGGAUCCGGAAGUCCUCCUGCAAAAAUGCUCGACCGAUGACCGGGGCUUUCUCAUAUCUGGCGUCUACGAAGCCUUGGUUGACUGGGUCAUCGGCAAAGCCAACGAGGCGAUUGCGAAUGAGAUCCAGUCGAUUCAUGAAAAUGACCCCAGUAGCAGUGGCGCCUCGGGUCGGGGUGGCCACACUUCCGACGACGACACCGUAAGCAUCACCGUUGUGGACAUCCCCAGGCCUGCACUUGGUAAGGCUGUGGCAAUGAGAGGCGUGUUCGAUGAUAACCUGGGUAUCAACGCUGAAAUGAAAGAGGAUGGAGUUCAAACUCCAUUCGUUGGACACGCUGUGUUGAAUGAAACGACCGCUGCCGUGUCUCAGGUCGAAGCGGAUCUAGGAAUCACAAUCGGAGCCGCGUGGCGCGAACGCGAGUACGAAAUGGACAAGCGACAGGAGGUCUUGGAGAAGGUGAGUCUAGAGGUCGAGGCGGACGCUUUUCUCCGCCAGAUCCUUCUACCCGUGGAAUCCGAGGGCAUCACUGUCGGCCAGAGGGGACGGUUCGACCUUGCGACCGUGCUGGGCAGCAGUCGCGUUUGGCAUCACAUCUCCAUUCAUCCAACCGAUGACUUGCCCGAGGCUUUGGCCUCGCUCCCCUCUUCUGCGGCCUGGACUGCGGGCACGGUAUCGCGUCAGAUUCGCGAGUGGCGACUGAGCGAAUGGGCCAACCGGCGUCUCAAGCAGCUUGAUUUCACAGCCGAUUUCGACGUGGACGAGUUUAUUGGCAGAUACGCCAGACUUGGUUGCGCCGAGGGAAAGGAUGGCGUCGAGAACUGGCUCCUCGAGAGAGGCUGGACCAACGGGGACGCCGUCGUCGGCCACCAACGGAUCUGGAUGAGGGAGAACGCGUGGUGGGAAGCUGAAACUAUGCUUGAUAUGAAACCGGACGAGUCGCCGGCAGUCAACCCGUUUAUGUACGGCUCUGGCAUGCUUGACGCUGGUGUUCCUUCGUAUGCAAACACACCGAUGGCCGAGUCCACCAGCCUACUCGGCAGCCGGGACAAUCUGUUGCAGCGACAAAGCAUGCUCGCUCCCAGUGUUGGCGGCGGCGCCAAAUCGAUUGCACCUAGCGCGGCGCAAACGCUUAACAUGGGCGGUGACUACGGAUUGGGCUCCAAAGGCGAUGAAAAGAAAUGGGACAACCCGUACUAUAACGGCGAACUGGACCCCGAAUUCGGCCAGCCACACCAUAUUGAGCAUCAAGAGAUGACGCUUGGUCGGCGUGUCUGGGUCGGAUUUGUCUGGGCUAUGACGUUCUGGAUUCCGUCGUUUGUCCUCAGAUACGUCGGCCGAAUGAAGCGGCCUGAUGUGCGCAUGGCAUGGCGAGAGAAAUUGGUGCUCGUUUUCCUCAUCCUCCUUUUUAACGCAGCUGUCUGCUUCUAUAUCAUGGCGUUUGGUGAUCUGCUUUGCCCGAAUAAGGACAAGGCCUGGAACGAGAAAGAACUGGGCUAUCAUCAGGGCAGCAAUGACUUUUACGUCAGUAUUCACGGCAAGGUCUACGACAUCAGCAAAUUUGCGAAGACACAGCACAGUGAUUCCAACAUCGAAACUACCUCGUCGAACAUGGAGCCUUUCAUGGGACAGAUCAUGGACCCGUACUUUCCUCCUCCGCUGACGCGUUUCUGUGAUCCAUUCGUGACCGAUCAGUCAAUCAGCCUGCAAUACAACAAGACCGACGCCGUCCAGUACGCUAACGCCAAGCACGACUGCGGCCCCCGCAAUCAGCCGGACCCGGACACCAAAUUGCACGACAUCACUUGGUACGAGAAGAGGUUCUUGCCCAAGAUCAAGGAAUACUACAAGGGAGACCUGGUCUGGAAGAAGAGCACUGUCUCCAAACAAGCCGACUCCGAUCAACGGUAUUGGGUGAUCAAGGACAAGAACAUCUACGACCUGACGGAUUACUUUUACACCCUGAAACGCAUGAACAAUGGCGACGAUUACAGCUUCCUACCGAACAGCAUCACGGAAUUGUUCAAGAACAAUCCCGGCGAAGAUGUCACGGACAAAUGGCCAACGUCGACUGAAGCGGAUCAAGCUCAAAAGUGUCUUGACUAUGUCUUCAAAAAGGGGAUCACGGACUUCCGUGACGAGCCGAAGUGUACAGUCAAUAACUGGAUCCUGUUGUCGUUCACCUGUUUGAUCUGCGCUGUCGUCCUGGUCAAAUUCCUUGCUGCCCUUCAGCUUGGGACCAAACGUCGGCCCGCGCCGCAGGACAAGUUUGUCAUCUGCCUUGUGCCUGCUUACACGGAAGGUGAGGAUGCGCUGCGCCAGGGCCUUGACUCUUUGACGGCCCUCCAGUAUGACAACAAGAGGAAGCUCAUCUACGUGAUCUGUGAUGGUAUGAUUGUCGGUGGCGGUAACGACCGCCCCACGCCCAAGAUCGUGCUGGAUAUUCUCGGAGUUGAUCCCAAGAUCGACCCUCCGGCCUUGCCUUUCAAGUCCAUUGGACAGGGUAGUGACCAACUGAACUACGGCAAAGUCUACUCCGGCUUGUAUGAGUACGAAGGAAACGUCGUGCCGUACAUUGUUGUGGUCAAGGUUGGAAAGGAGUCCGAACAGAGCAAGUCCAAGCCCGGUAACCGGGGUAAGCGUGACUCUCAGAUCCAGAUCCUCAGCUUCCUCAAUCGCGUGCACCACCGUGCUCCGAUGUCGCCUCUCGAACUGGAGAUUUUCCACCAGAUUAACAACGUAAUCGGUGUCGACCCCGAGCUGUAUGAAUACUGUCUCAUGGUAGAUGCGGAUACCAGUGUUCGCGAAGAUUCGCUCAACCGUUUAGUGGCUGCCUGCGCCAACGAUGCCCGCAUUGCUGGUAUUUGCGGUGAGACCAGUCUUCAGAACGAGGGACGCAGCUGGUGGACGAUGAUUCAGGUUUACGAGUACUACAUCUCUCACCACUUGGCCAAAGCAUUCGAAUCUCUUUUCGGCAGUGUGACCUGUCUUCCUGGAUGUUUCUGCAUGUACCGUCUUCGAACCGCGGACAAGGGUCGCCCUCUUAUCGUUGCGGACAAACUGGUUCAAGAGUAUGCCGAUAUCAACGUGGACACGCUGCAUAAGAAGAACCUACUCUCGCUGGGAGAGGAUCGUUAUCUAACCACGUUGAUGACGAAGCACUUCCCGACCAUGUCUUAUAAGUUUAUCCCGGAUGCCUAUGCAAGUACUGCGGCGCCAGAGGAAUGGAGCGUCUUGCUCUCGCAGCGACGUCGUUGGAUCAACUCGACGGUGCACAACCUGGUGGAAUUGGCCGCCCUGAAAGAUCUCUGCGGUUUCUGCUGUUUCAGUAUGCGUUUCGUCGUGCUGGUCGACCUGAUCGGAACCGUGAUUCUUCCGGCGACGUGCGUCUACCUGGGAUACCUGAUCUACCGCGUGGCCAGGGGUGGCCCGUUGCCAGUGAUUUCCAUCGCUAUUCUGGCCGGUGUGUAUGGUCUUCAGGCUAUCAUUUUCAUUUUGAAGCGACAGUGGCAGCACAUCGGAUGGAUGAUCAUCUACAUCUGUGCCUAUCCAGUUUACAGUUUCAUCCUGCCCCUGUACUCGUUCUGGAAGCAGGACGACUUCAGUUGGGGAAGCACGCGUGUGGUCAUCGGAGAGAAGGGAUCCAAGCGGGUUGUCGCCGUGGAGGACGAGCCGUUUGACCCGCGCAGCAUUCCACUGCAGCGCUGGGACGACUACGCUCUUGCGAACAACCUCCCGGGCCGCCGUGGAGAUUACGGCAUGAGCCAGGAGAAGGUGUACAACGGGGUGUACCGAGAUGACAUGGCCAUGGAGAUGGAUGACAUGCAUUCCCAGUACUCGUCCGUCAAGCCGGCUUCUACGAUCCUGACGGGAUUCCACGGACAGGGCCGUAGCGGUAACCCCUACAUGCCGCCGCAGUCGCCGGCUCCGUUCGGCGGCAACAUGCCCGGCAACCGCAGCUCGCACAUGUCCAGCUUCAGCCGAUACACCGACAUGCCACUUCAGGGUCACCAUACGCCCCGACAAUCGAUGGGCAAUCUCAGUCAGUUCAACGAUGGUGGCAUGAGCACGAACCGACAUAGCGUUGGGCUGAUGCAGAGCACGGACAAUCUGUUGGGUGCUCGACCGCACUCGCGCAGCCCGGUGGGCGGCGGGUUCCAGUCGAGACCGCAGAGCGCAUUUGACUUCCGAGGCAGCACGGGCGGGCCUGACGAGAUGGCGAUCACAGAUGCCAUCCGGGGAACAUUGGCGGAGGUGGAUUUGGACACGGUAACGAAGAAGCAAGUUCGUGCACUGGUUGAGCAGCGACUUCAGACGACGUUGACUGGCGACAAGCGGGCGUUCCUGGAUCGCCAGAUUGAUCAAGAGCUGGCCAGUAUGUAG
Aspergillus melleus is the source of this 5283-nucleotide messenger RNA. RefSeq names its product putative chitin synthase (gene csmB). Lineage: Eukaryota; Fungi; Ascomycota; Eurotiomycetes; Eurotiales; Aspergillaceae. Gene Ontology annotation, molecular function: cytoskeletal motor activity; chitin synthase activity; ATP binding. Gene Ontology annotation, cellular component: cell septum; cell periphery; myosin complex. The record is from RefSeq and is a predicted model, not a curated record. The transcript has 4 exons. Bases 1 to 5283 code for a protein of 1760 amino acids.